This is a messenger RNA of Cololabis saira (Pacific saury), 1855 nucleotides long. Its product is annotated as lymphocyte antigen 75-like. The transcript has 3 exons. Lineage: Eukaryota; Metazoa; Chordata; Actinopteri; Beloniformes; Belonidae. The record is from RefSeq and is a predicted model, not a curated record. Bases 52 to 1287 code for a protein of 411 amino acids. Gene Ontology annotation, molecular function: signaling receptor activity.
UCUUGGAAACAUUCUCCAGAGGAGAUAACCUUCAGCCCUCGACACUUCUGAAUGCUUAACACCUGUUAUAAACAAGGUAUGAAAAUGUUGCUGUUCUUCUUGUUGUGCCUGGUUCUGGGUGCUGUGUCUCCAUCGAAGGAGCAGGAGGUGAAGCUGCAGGAGGUGAAGCUGCAGGAGGUGAAGGAGCAGGAGGUGAAGGAGCAGGAGGUGAAGCUGCAGGAGGUGAAGCUGCAGGAGGUGAAGCUGCAGGAGGUGAAGCUGCAGGAGGUGAAGCUGCUGCGAGGCGGCUGUCCCAUGUUCUGGUACAACUUCAACGACCGCUGCUACAAGUACGUCGCUGCACGGAUGAACUGGGCCAAUGCAGAGCUCCACUGUUUGUCACAAGGAGCCAACCUGGUGUCCAUCCACAGUCAGAAUGAAGAGAACUUUGUCAAAUCGCUGAUCAAAAACUUUGAUCAUUUUGAGGGGGAGACCUGGAUCGGACUCACUGACGCUCAGCAGGAUGGAUCAUGGUUCUGGUCUGAUGGAUCCAAACUCAGCUUCAACAACUGGAACUCAGGAGAGCCAAACGGAUGGUGGAAGGAAGCGUGUGUUCACACCAACCGGGGAACACCUAAAAACUGGAACGAUGUACCCUGUUCAGUAGAAUAUGCUUUUGUUUGUAAAACACGAAUGCUUAACACCUGUUAUAAACAAGGUAUGAAAAUGUUGUUGUUCUUCUUGUUGUGCCUGGUUCUGGGUGCUGUGUCUCCAUCGAAGGAGCAGGAGGUGAAGCUGCAGGAGGUGAAGAAGCAGGAGGUGAAGCUGCAGGAGGUGAAGCUGCAGGAGGUGAAGGAGCACGAGGUGAAGCUGCAGGAGGUGAAGGAGCAGGAGGUGAAGCUGCUGCGAGGCGGCUGUCCCAUGUUCUGGUACAACUUCAACGACCGCUGCUACAAGUACGUCGCUACACGGAUGAACUGGGCCAAUGCAGAGCUCCACUGUUUGUCACAAGGAGCCAACCUGGUGUCCAUCCACAGUCAGAAUGAAGAGAACUUUGUCAAAUCGCUGAUCAAAAACUUUGAUCAUUUUGAGGGGGAGACCUGGAUCGGACUCACUGACGCUCAGCAGGAUGGAUCAUGGUUCUGGUCUGAUGGAUCCAAACUCAGCUUCAGCAACUGGAACUCAGGAGAGCCAAACGGAUGGUGGAAGGAAACAUGUGUUAACACCAACUGGGACACACCUAAAAACUGGAACGAUAUAUCCUGUUCAGGAGAAUAUGCUUUUGUUUGUAAAACAUGUCCACUUUAGUGUUGCAGAAGCUGUGUCCGUAAUCACUCUGUAAGAUGUGUUGAUCAAUUAAAUUUGAUUCAUUUUGGAUAAUGAUCAUUUAAAAUGGUGAAAUCAUCACAAAUAUUGAAAGGUUUAUGAAAAGACAAUCAUCCGAUUACAUUCUUCAGGAUAAAGGAAAUAGAGUUUGAAUUUUCUCAGAAUUUUACUCUUCAUUCCAAUAAAUAAGUCAGACAAGUUAUUUGUGAAAUGUAUAAAGAAAAUAAAAAGGUCUGGAUGAUUUUCCAUCUUUUUUUUCAAUAAAUGAUUUGAAAUGCUUAAGUUGAAUGAUCUUUACGUCCUGACUAAUCUCAGGUUUACAGUGUGAUAUUUAUUCAAUUUUCUUCAUUUUGUAAUAUUAAAAACUUCCACUGGCUUUUUAUCUUACAAUAAAUGGAAAUUAAUAAUACACUUUGUUGUGGAAUUAAUAUAUAUCAAUAUCAAUCAAUAUAUCAAUAUAUACCUCUGCGGAAACUUUUGAACCAUCAGGUGACUAAAAUGUCUGAAGACUGAAAUGAUGACACUUAAGAAAUAAAAACAAGGCAAUGGC